Trichomonas vaginalis G3 is the source of this 2159-nucleotide messenger RNA. RefSeq lists its product as uncharacterized. The record is from RefSeq and is a predicted model, not a curated record. The annotation marks the transcript as partial. Lineage: Eukaryota; Parabasalia; Trichomonadida; Trichomonadidae. The transcript has a single exon.
AUGAAGCUUAAUAGGACUGAACAGCUUCCUAGAUCCAAAACUCCUGUAGCUUCUCCAAGACGAAUAUCAUCUCCAUCAAUGACAUUACCAACUGGUGUCAAAAAUCUUUCCGAAUUAACACCACUUCAAAUUUUUCAGAAAGAAUUUCAUCAACUCGAAAGUAUGAUCACAAGACUUCGUCAGCUACAUAUUCCAAAUGGAGUUGAUCGGAUUUUCACAAAUUUUGCCUCUCUGAAAUCUCGUUAUUCAAAAUUUUGCUCGAAUUGUUCGGUUUUGGCAAAGAGAAUUGCGUUAAGAAAUACUCAAGUUGAAAUUGGACCAGAAAUAAAAGAAAAUUGCAGACAAUUUACACUUGAUUUCGGUGAAUUACUAUUAUCAUUCGAAAAUAUCGAUAAUUCAAUGGAAAGUUUAUACACAGAUCAUUUGUUUAUGCUAGUAAAAUCCAUGGCUACGAAUAUUAAUAAAUACGGAGCAAUAUGUUAUUCUGAUCAUCGAACUCGGUCAAUUUAUCAGCAAUACGAAUCAUUUUUAAAACAGAAUCUAGAUCAAGCGCAAAUUGACUUACAUGAUUUUCUUCAAGAUGCCAAUUUUGAUGAAAUUACUCCUGAUAAAUCUUCGCAUAUUAUCGAAAGAUAUAAACAAAUUUCCAGAAAGAUGGAAAUCGAGAUACCUCAUGUUAUGAACCUUCAAAGACUAGUGGUUCCUAAUGGUGAUUCUUUAAUUAAAUUAUUCCAUGCUGAUUUUGUAGAAUUUAUUCCUUUAUUAAACGGAAUUCAUAAUUUUGUCCAUGAAAUUACAGAAAUAUUCGAGAAAAUUCCAUCUUUUUCAACUGCUUUACAUAAUCUUAUUGAAAGUGUUGGAUUGCCUACAUCUCAACAGCAAACAACACCACUACCAUCUCCUCGUGCAACUAGUCGAAGUAUUUCGUCAAUGCAAGAGUUUCCUCCUCAUCCACAAGAUCCUUAUGAUAUUUUCAUCCCGCAAAUCUGUUUUCAUCUUGGAUUAGAGGAGCCAAGUGAAUCUACUAAUCAUGAAGAUACACUCCAAGAUAUUCUUAAUACUGUUAAACAACUUCAAGAUAAUCAUAAUCUUGAAGUUCAUAAACUCAACACAAGAAUUGAAGCAUUACAAGAUAUCAAUCCAACAUCUUCUCUUAGUGAACGUAAUAAAGAAAACAGGGAGUUCAAAGAAGAAUUACAAAAGAAAUUUAAUUUAGAAACAGAAAGAAUAUAUAGAGACACAUUGAAUCAGAUACAAAGUCUCAGUCCUGUAAAUAUUUCAUCUAAAUCCGAUUCAACAAAAACAAAAAUUGAUUGUAUAAUUACUAGUGUCCAAGAGACGCUUGACAAUCAAAAGAAAACCAUAUCUAAGCUUAACAAUGAGAUUUCCGAAAGUAAAGAUAUUCUUAGCUCAUACAGAGAAAAACUUAUUGGAAAAGAUACAAAUUCUAAUGAACAUUUACCAAAUAUAAUAGAAAAUACUAUUCAAGCAAUGGAAAAUACAAGAAGGGCACUUGAUCAGGAGCUUAAAAACAUAAAUCCGACUAAUAAUACUUUAGAUGAAUUUCUUCACUUGACAUUAACUGAAUAUUGCAACUACAAACCACAAGAACUCAAGAACUUGACUAAUGAUAGAAUGAGAGAUAUGGUUGGCCGUUUCAUUUUAGAUCAAAAAGAAGAAAUUAAAAGAUUAAAACAAUCUCUCGAAGAAUCAAAUGAAUUAAAUAAGAACACUAACAAAGAAACCAUAAAUGCAUUAAAUCAGUUCAAGACUAAGCUUGAAGAACAACUUUCAAACACAUCUAAAACUCAAAAUACUUUUACUGAUCUCAAAAAACGUAUUUCUGAGUUAUUGGAGUUACAUGAUACAAAAGAAAAUGAAAGAUUUGCUUUCAGACAAUUCCUUUGUAGUUUCUUAUCACAGAUGCUUCAUUCUCUGAAAAUUCCUCAAAUCAGAUUCAGAGAUGCAUCUGAACAACAGCUUAAAGCUGUCAUGUCUUCAAUUCUUGAAGCUCCUGAGAUACAACAGAACUUAGUUGUGUCUUCUCCUCAAUCCUCUGCUCAAGGAUCGAGAUCUCCUUCAAGAAGAAAUUCAAUAAUUGUUUCUCAAAAAUCAAGAGCAAAAAGAGAAGAAUUAACAUUAACUCCUCAAGCUCCUAA